AUGGUUUUUGGGUUUAUAUGAACCAUGCUAGUCAAUCCAGGAAAUGAUUCUCCACAUUCCAGCCAUAACAAAAAUACACGCACAAGCUAUUUUGGGAGCAAUGUCUAUGAUAAAGUCCCUGCAUCCCUAAGGUGGAUGUCAUUAAUGUACUUUCUGGUCGCUACAAUUGGAGCACUUUUAGUUCGGAGUAAAUCAAAAGAAAAGAAAAAAGCGAAGUCCACUCAAAAAAUAUCAUCUAUAGUUCAACAAAAGGAAUUUUGGCUGAUGUUUUUUAACUUUUAUUUUCUUUUUGCUCCAUACAGUUUUAUUUUUACAAAUUGCAAGAGCAUUGGCUUAACAAAAAUCAAAAAUGACCACUUUUUUGCUUAUUUAGGCUCUGCUGGAUUUUUUUCAGCAUGCAUUGCAAGACUGAUAUGGGGAUAUUUGGUAGACAAAUAUGGCUGGAGAAAAAUUGCGUUAUUUUCAUGCAUAAUUCAGACUUUAGUCUGUGCUUCGAUUUACUAUGUAAUAGAAUUCGAAGAAUUAUAUGCUAUUUGGGUUCUUGUGGAGUUUAUAUUUGGCAGUGGGACUUAUCUUAUCUUAAUGAUGGGAUGUUCUGCUUUAUAUCCUAAAGAUGAUUGGGUAGUUUCCUAUUGUGGAAUUGGGAUGACUUUAAUUGUCGCUACCUUAUAUGGUAUUCAGUUAUCAAUCACUCCAGUAUUUUUUAUAUAGAUAAUUGGCUAUGGAUUUACAUUUAUCAUACUAGUUAUCUGUGUGAUUAAUAGCUUUGUCCUUACUUAUUUGACUCCGAAUGCUGCUCCCAAUGAAAAGCAAGAUGUUUUCUUAAUUAGCCUUACUUAUCAAUUAUUGAAAAUUUUUUUACUAUUAAAUCAACAAUUUGUCUGAUGUGUGAUGCCUAGUUUUAUUAUCCCUUGCUUCACUCCCAAAAAAGCAAGAUUUUUUAUUAGUUUGCCAAACUUACUAAACCUAAUUAAUUACCAUAUAAAUAUUAUGGAGCACGAAGAAACAGUUGAGACCUCAGCUUCUGGAGCUUCUGAAACCUAUCCAUCACAGGUAGGAUCCGUCAAAAAAGGAGGCUACUGUGUCCUCAGAGGACACCCAGUUAAAGUUAUGGAAAUCGCCACAGCUAAAGUCGGAAAGCAUGGCUCAGCCAAAGCCAAAAUUACAGGAAUAGAUGUCUUCACAGGGAAUAAAUACGAAGAAAUCCACCCGACCGCGCAUAACAUUGACAUCCCAAACAUUACAAGAAUUGAUUACACCCUCUGCGAUAUCGCCAGAGAUGGGUUCGUCUCGUUGAUGGAUGAAGAAGGAAACACAAAGGAAGAUUUACGCCUUCCUGAUGACGAAGAAGGAGCUAAAAUUCGCUCUUUGUUCGAAGCAGGACAAACUGUGAGUGUUACUGUUAUGAAGGCUAUGGGACAGGAAAGAAUCAUGGCUGGUAAAGAAAUUUAA
Messenger RNA from Blepharisma stoltei, 1452 nucleotides. The record is from the annotation of a GenBank genome assembly. NCBI's taxonomy places the organism in Eukaryota, Ciliophora, Heterotrichea, Heterotrichida, Blepharismidae.